This is a messenger RNA of Amoebophrya sp. A25, 1697 nucleotides long. The record is from the annotation of a GenBank genome assembly. NCBI's taxonomy places the organism in Eukaryota, Dinophyceae, Syndiniales, Amoebophryaceae.
CGAGUAUUGUUGCUGUUGGUGUUGUGGUCUGUGUCUUCCUCGUCCACCGAUUUCGCUACAGUAAUAGAUUUGUUGAUGAUUCAUUUUGGUCAUCCGCUCUUCGCGUUAGCUGGUGUCUUUCACUAGCGUAGGGAAGUUGAAUAAAAAGAUGCGUAAAUUUUCACUGCUAUAAUUUCUGAAUACUACCCGACGCAUAGAGAGAACAUAGAGCAGAACGUCCAAAUUCUCUCCUUUGAACAUCCUUCAGUCAUCCUUCUAGAUGAAAAAUUAAGUAAACGACUCACGCCCCCCUUCCUGAAGUAAUAAAGCUAGUCGUAUUUGGUUUAACAAAUCGUAUAUAUAAAGUAAAGAGUCUGGUGUUGAGCCAAUAUCCUUCACUUGUUGUCUCUUCACUCCAGCUGCGAUAAAAUGCCGUCCUCUACAUCCAGCGACGUGAUCACUGUUCACGGAAUCAAGAAUUGCGAUACUGUGAAAAAAGCACUGAAAUGGCUGGAUGAGAAACAUGUACUACUGCUUUCUUUUAUUUCGUCCUCUUUCGCAUUCCAUUCUUUUGGAGAUGAUACAACUUCGACAUCACUUAUGUGACGUCGACGAAUGCACAAUAGAGGUUGCUGUUUAACUCCCAACAUGCUGCACCCAAAAUAGCCUGUCCGUUAUUUCCGACUCUCCUCACUUCAGAUCAAAUACGAGUUUCGGGAUUACAAGAAAAGCGGAGCAGACGCCGCGGUUUUGGAAACUGCUUGUAGGAAAUUUGGGUGGGAGAAGGUGGUAAACCGUCAAGGAAUGACGUGGCGAAAACUAUCAGAAGCAGAUAAAUCCGCCAUCACAGAUGACGAAUCGGCAAUCACUUUAAUGCACUCCAACACCUCUGUCAUUAAACGUCCAAUUAUCACAAAAAGUAAUGAUCUCCAAAGUAAAAAUAUUCUUCUAGGGUUCGAUACCAAAGAGUACGAAUCCUAUUUCAAAAAGGAGAAAAUCUAGAUAUUUUCCCUAAUCCUACUUCUUACUCCCUAAUCCUAAUUACUACUUGAAUAAGUACCUUUUUUCGCGACGACCGUUCAGGUAUACCUCUAUUGAAUCAACUUGUGACUGUACAUUACUAAACCAGUGCCAUCAACGUUCUCGCUAUAAUCUAGUCCAUCUAAUUUGUAUUUGUAAUCACUUGACGUAAUCACAAAUAUUUCAGAAUCAAUGGACUGACCUCUAACUGUUAAACAGUUGCGAGGCAGCCUCAUCGCAGAGGUGUUUGCUUGUACUUCAUAGUACGUAGUUGCGUUCGUUCUCCUUAUUAUUUCUGUUUGCCAUUCAACAGACGUGUGUUUUUCUAAGAUUCUUUCUUCGAUUUCUAUCAAAAUUCUUAUGAUUCCUUCUGUUGUCAACGGUCAAUCAAUGGGUUUUAGUUUUUGUUAUAUAACAAUUUCAACAAAUUAAUAGGUACCUGUGCAAGUCUAAGGGUAAGGCUUCUCAUAUUGUGGUGAAUCUUCUGAGACAUUAAGCAAGUGGUCGCAUACCAUUAUCGUAUUUGAACGACAAGGGAGUAUCUAUUAGUACUUUGCUGACAAGAAGUGAAAAAGGUGACAAUCAACAUGAUCAAGGAAACGACUCGUAUGUCCCGGGACAAAAUUGGUCACGGCUGGGCUGUCGCCGAAUGGAUGAAUUUGCCAAGACCUGCGAGCGAGCGAGAGCAGACAGGUGGC